Messenger RNA from Ochlerotatus camptorhynchus, 5992 nucleotides. It is a transcript of the gene ush, whose product is annotated as Zinc finger protein ush. The coding region runs from base 1638 to 5507 and encodes 1289 amino acids. Gene Ontology annotation, cellular component: nucleus. The transcript is spliced from 9 exons. NCBI's taxonomy places the organism in Eukaryota, Metazoa, Arthropoda, Insecta, Diptera, Culicidae. Gene Ontology annotation, molecular function: RNA polymerase II-specific DNA-binding transcription factor binding. Gene Ontology annotation, biological process: positive regulation of transcription by RNA polymerase II; negative regulation of transcription by RNA polymerase II; cell differentiation. The record is from RefSeq and is a predicted model, not a curated record.
UGGUCGCUCUCGGUGUGUGCAGCACACAUAAACACAAGGCUGCCCGUUUUGUUUGAAUCGUGCGAUGUUUGUGAGUUUCCAGUGUUUUUUUUUUUUGAAAUCCGUACGUUUGUGAAACAGUGAAGUAAUCGACUGUGAAUGUUGGUACCGGUGUGCACAAGUUUGAAACGAUCUGGGUCACAGAAGGGCCCAAACUACACAGCGGCGGAAGAUCACGACGAUAAGCGUUUAACAGCGACGUGAGUGACGUGAAAUCGGCUGAAACGAUCAGUCACAGCGCGAUAAAAAUCGCGAACGGAAAUGUCAAACUUUUAUCGCAACAGUGCGAUUUUCCCGUGAAGGUGUUUUUCCUCGGUUCUGUUUUGAACAGGCGGUUCGCUCUCCCGCUCCAGAACAGCAGGCUCCGGGUGUGGUAGUGUGUGUGAUGGUGCGCAUUGGUGUUGGUGUAUUGGUGCAUUAGUGAGUGUGCACCGUGAGGGGUGUGAGAUGCACAGUGGAAAAAAGUGUUGCAAUUUAUAUCGUCCGCUUAUGGGUCGGCUUUCGCACACGUGUGCAACCGCCGACAACCUGUCAAACAAAAGUUUAUUUGCGAAGCGGUACAUUUUUGCGCCCUCGCUUUGUUCCACCUGAACCCGCGCACUGUAAUUUUAUUCAUGUUUGCAAUAAAUAUUAAAGUUGAAAUAUUUUUCUGGCGAUAAAAGCGAAAAGAUUGUGAACAAAGUUGUUACUCAGCAGAAAGCGAUAAAAAGUCCCGAUAGACCGAGCGCGUUCGGGUGAAACUUGCCGACGAGAGGAAAGCGCAAAAACAGAAUCAGCAUUUCCAUCACAAUCAAACCGUUUGGAUCUUCAUCUGCCGUGUGUGUGUGUGCAUGUCUCGGUAUUUGGUUUCUGCGGGCAAACAACAACAAAAAAAAAAGUGUCGAAAGCGCAGUCACACUGAUGCCGGAAUAACGACGAGUGUUCCCGCGUGCGAGCGGGGUAUUCAAUAAAUAAAAUACACAUUUUAUGCGAUUUUUGCCGUAUCGCCACAAAUGACUCAUAAACGAAAACGCACAACGGAACUGGUCUGAAAGCGAAAAUCGCAGGCAACCGAACGACGCGAAUUCGACCGCAAGGACGCAACGCAGUCAUCAUAAAAACAUAAACGUCAAAAUAACGCCGCUGCCACCACUUGGCAAUUUCGCGUACCCCGCAUUCGCUGGUGGCUGAUUCCGGACGGGAGAUUUCACCGGUGAUCGGUUCCCGAGCCGUAAGCACACCACGUUAUCGAGUCGUCGCAGUUUCGAAUAAUGAAAUAAUAACACGAACAACGUGAAAAUAAAUAGUUGCCACUGCGCGUGAGGGGGCCAUCUUUGCAACUGCUGUUGUUGUUAUUGUCAUUGUCGCACUCAUCGUGCGUGACAUCGAAGCAAUUGUCGAAACGAGUAGUGCUUAAUCCGUACAAAUUUUUCUAUUGUUGCCCUGUCGGGGAAGUGGGGAUAUUUAUUUUCCCCGAAAAAAAAAGAAGGAAUUGCGCGCAACUGUGAACAAAAACAGCGAGAAAAUUGGCCUGCAUGCUAGGUUUGGGCGGCCCGAAGUAGCAGGCUGUGCAAGUCAUCGUACGGCAGGAGUGGAGCAACAGCCAACAGCAAGCUAGUAUGACAGUCGAACAGAGCCUGGAAGCAACCGUAAUGGGAGACGAUGAGGAAGCUGCUGAUGAGCAGCAGUCGUUACCUCAGGAGCAACAAGGAAAUUCCUCAUCAAGCAGCAGCAGCAGCAGCAGUAACGGUAGCGAAGUAGGCGGCGAAACAGAAAUGAUCAAUUCACGGCCUCCUUCGAAUCAGAACGACACGGAAGAAGAUCCCCCGCUAGAUUCGAACCCUCCCGAAGAGGCAGCAUCCUCGCCAGCCCCUUCAACGACUACCCGUAGCAGUAGAACGCCCUCAGUAGCAUCACCUCCACCUCCUCCGCCGGCGACUACCAUGAGCGAAGCAGAGUCCGACCGAGGAGUCUCAUCUCCGGAGAAGGUGGAAAUCAAGGUCGAACCUGACUUCAUAGUUGACGAGAACCAGCGAUCUCCGGAGGAGAACAAGAACGAAGAGAGUAAAUCUCCGGAGCUGAGUGCUGCUCAGCUUCCAAUGCUUAGACUGAAUGCCGCUUUGGCCGCUGAUCCGGCGACCAAUCCGGACGCUAAAGAUCUUAAGAACAUCACAGCCGCAAACGAUAGUCAGUUCGAAAAGAACAAUGAGUCGGAUUACCAAGCGGCUGGCCUGCCCGCACAGGCCAUCCUUAGAAAACCAAACAAACCGGAAAACAUCACCAUUCCUAUCUCCGUCGAUCUACCGCCACGGAUACCGAUGUACAUGUGCGGUCCAUGCGGUAUUCGUUUCUCGUCGGCUUCCACCCUGGAGGCUCACCAAACCUACUACUGUUCCCAUCGGAAGGACGCCGAUGAGAACAAUAUAGGCGUGAAAACUGCCAACUCAAAUGAUCCCAAUAGUUCCGAGCCCCCAACUAAGGCGGCCAAAACCGGCAAACAGUACGCCUGCACCCAGUGUUCGUACAGUGCGGACAAGAAGGUCUCUCUAAACCGUCAUAUGCGUAUGCAUCAGUCAUCACCAGCUCCGAGCUCAAACGCCUCGAACGGAGACGACAGUACAGCUAGUCAACAACUGCAGCUGCAGUUUCAAGCACAAGCAGCCGCUGCAGCUGCUGCAGCAGCCGUCGUGCUUCAGCAACAACAACAGCAGCAGCAACAACAACAACAACAGCAACCGCCACCUCAGGUGGAUCGGUACUGUUCCGAUUGUGAUAUUCGGUUCUCCAGUACCAAGACCUACCGGGCACACAAGCAGCAUUACUGCAGUUCCCGGCAUAGAGAUGGCCAAUCGAACAACAGCACUCCCAAACCGCAGCAGAAAUCGGGCUCGCAGAGUCCGCCGGACGUGCCCAAAACACCGCCGGUAGCCCCGCAGCAACCAUUUUUGGCACUACCAACCAACCCGAUCAUAGUGAUUCCCUACUCGUUGAUACGGGGCGCCAGUGUAAUCCCCGGACUACUAUCGUCCCUCGCACCGGGAAUCUCCAAUCCAGAAUCGGCUUGCUUCAUCUUCCAGAAUGGUACACUUCAGCCGAUCGCUGUUUCACUGGCAUCGGCCACGGCUGCGGCAGCCGCUGCAGCAGCCGCCGCUGUAAACGUACAGCAACCGCAGCAACAGCCGCAACAUCAGCAGCCGGCCUUGGGAAACUCCGGUGGUUCUGGGUCGCAAUCACGGGUCCAAACACCGAACGUUGGCAGUGAUAAUAGCUCGAACAGUAACAGCACCGGCGAAGUGCUUAAGGCAGUCAACAAACGAGACAACGUCAAAGAAUCUUCAACUCCGCUGGACCUAUCAGUGCGCCGCUUAUCAACGGGAGCUAACCUCCGCGAACGUUCGUUAUCACUCUCCUCAGCCAUAUCAGUCGAACAGUUGCGGAUGGAUUUCGACAGUCUGAUGGAAGGCAAAGAGAAUCUCUCGGUCAGUGGUGACUCCAUCACCCCGGAGCAGAUCGUCUGCGCUCCCUCGCUCCCGGGAAGUCCUCCGCUAACUCCGUCACCAAAACGGCGAUCCAACAGCCCUCGGGGAGGUGGUGGCUGUGGCAGUGGAGCUGGUUCACGAAGUGAUCGGGAAGGUUCUGUAUCGAUAUCGCCACUUACGCUACAGCAACAGCAGCAACUGCUGAUGCGACCUCUUCUCCCGGCAGACAUUGCUUUGCGCCUCUCGGCAGCUGACCCUACGCUUAAUCUCAACCUCAACAUUCUCCCGAACUCUCAACUGCUCACCAAACAGGGCGUCGAGCUAGCCCUACGGCUUUCAUCGACCGUCAAUAGCAACUGCGUAGAUCAUACUUCCAAGAAACACUCGCAACCGCAGAUGUCACCUCUGUUGAACAGCAUCUCUCCGACCAACAACGUCCAGGUUCCGGUCCUUUCGAACGCUCCUCAGAUCUUCGUCAAGCAGGGUGACUCCAAAUGCAAGGAGUGCAACAUUGUCUUCUGCAAGUACGAGAACUAUCUUGCCCACAAGAAGCACUACUGCUCCGCCAGAAAUCUGGACCAGGACGGAGAAAACGCAAAAACUAGUCCUCCGAUUUCACCGCAUGCGGCCAGUCCUUCCACUCCGACGGGUGGCGCUUCGGUGAUAGGCGGAGCAUCGCGGGCAACCAGCGGCGGUCAGCCGGUGUCCUAUCAACAGCUGAUAUGCGCCGCCUGCGGCAUCAAAUUCACAUCCUUGGACAACCUAAGCGCCCAUCAGAUGUACUACUGUCCCAAACGGGGGGAUGUGCAAAUGCCGACAAACGUUGCACCCCAGAAGGAAAGGUGUUCCAAGUGCAAGAGUAUGCACGAACCGGGACAACCUUGCACCGUGGCCGGCCAGGGAGCGUACAAAUGUCCCAUCUGCGAGGCGAUUAGUCCAAAUUCGACUGAAGCACGACGUCACAUGGAUACCCACGGCGGGGUAAAGGCAUUCCGGUGCACAAUCUGCCGCUACAAGGGCAACACGCUGCGCGGUAUGCGAACCCACAUUCGGAUGCAUUUCGAUAAGAAAACGAAUGAUUUCAACGAGGAGAACUACAUCACGUGCAUUCUGGAGGAGGAUGGCAUUGAGAUACCACCGGCAGCGGCUGUUGCAUCAGCGGCAGCUGCCGCCGCAGCGGCCGCAGCGGCACAGCUGAUGAACCAAGCUGCAGCAGCAGCGGCACAAGCCGCCAGUCAACAACAGGCAUCGGCGCGGCACAUUGAAAACAAUAGCGGCAGUCCGUCCGGGCAGGUCCAUUUUUGCGAACUAUGUCCGUACUAUUCCACUUAUAAGCUGAAUGUGGCGAAACAUAUCAAACUGAUCCACAGUCGGGAGCGACCGCCGAGCAAUUCGCCCUUGAUCGGCGAAGGAGGUGAAUCUUUGAUAUUCAAUGGUGAUAGUGGCAACUCGACGCCACGCCCACCGAUCAGCAGCACUCCGGGCCCCACCGGCAAUAGCAUAAUCAAAACCGAACCGGAAGACGAUCGCCCCGAGGAAACGGACGUCGAGGUGGACGUGGUGCUCGAAGAACCGGAGGUGAUUAUCAAAACCGAAGCUCCGGAACCCUCGCUGCAGCCAUCCGUGCAGCUUAUGGGUUCACCACCUCCGCCGCCACUGGUCCCCAGUCAGGCGCAUCAUCUGAAAGUGAAAUCUCUUCACGCCUCCGGACCUGGUGCGCUGAAAACUUCCCCGAAUCAUCAACCACCGCACACCAAGACACCUUCGCCGCCCGGGUUUAUUGGGGAAAUCAACCACAGCGGUCCCAACUAUUGCGACGCGUGCGAUAUUACCUUCAACUACGUCAAUACGUUCAUUGCUCAUAAAAAGUUCUACUGCAAAAACAGCCUACCGGAAGGCGGCGCAGGAGCGGGAGUGACUGCAGGUGCACCCGCGAGCAUCCGGGCGGCUACAGCCGGCUCGCCGAACAACGUGGUAGCCGUUUCCAGGGCAACGGAAACGUCAGUUUAAAACGACACGUUGCCUCCGGGCUGGAAGGACUCGUUUCUAAUGCAACAGGUAAGCGAUGUGUUUUACGGGAAUAGAGGCAAUUGUAUACGGAGAAACUUUUACGUGGAAUGGAAUGAAUUUACCAAUUUAUGCAUAAAGUAUACGGUUUUAUCUGAAAAACAAAAAUAAUCAUACAAACGUGGGACCCCUCCCAUAGUUUCACUUACACAAAGCAGAAAGUGGACGUUUCUGUGUUGAUGAUUGUAGUGCUAGCAACUGCUCGUAGAUUUAGUAACGGAAUCUUAGCAUUCUUACCGAUAAGUCCAACAACUAAGCUUAACACGUAUCUAUUAACUGGAUGUAAUGUUAAUGAAAGCUCAUACGCUGUGUAAGGAUAAAAGGAACAUCAAACAACAUGUAAUUAUAUCGCUGUUUUCUAGCGGAGGAGGAAGCAAUCUGACAUUUUGACCCUCUUCCACCGGAUUUAAGGUUAAGUUUUUUUCUUU